Penaeus monodon (black tiger shrimp) is the source of this 571-nucleotide messenger RNA. RefSeq lists its product as uncharacterized. The record is from RefSeq and is a predicted model, not a curated record. The transcript is spliced from 4 exons. NCBI's taxonomy places the organism in Eukaryota, Metazoa, Arthropoda, Malacostraca, Decapoda, Penaeidae. The coding region runs from base 161 to 556 and encodes 131 amino acids.
AGCCGGAGUUAAAGAGUCGUGGACGAACGUGUUUGUUCCUGAGGAGGAGCCUGUGUCUAGAGGAAAAGAGAAGACUGUUAUACGUACCGUCAGGCCUGUCGCAAAUCGAAGAGGAAAUGCUGAAGGUUUCUCUGUCGAAGUGAGAAUUAGAUCAUUCAAUAUGAGGAAACAGAAGACCAAAACUGGCCCACAUGCUGCAGAAGAGGAUACUGUCAUUUCUAAGUCCAAGGAAGAGAACAGUGAGACCACCAAUGAAGGAGUGCAGGAUGGAGAUGAGAAGGUGCAUGCCAGACUGCUCAGUGACGUGAGCAAGAUCAGCAAAAGAAAAUUGAGUGCUGGAAAUAAGAAGCCACAAGCUAAACUGCUCAGUGAUGUGAGCAAGGUCAGCAAGAAACUUCGUGCUGCAGAAGAGGAUGACAUCUUCAUCUCCAGGCCCAGGGGAGAGGACGGGGAGACCAGUGAUGAAGAGGGGGAUGAUGGAGAUGAGAAGGCACAUGUCAGACUGCUCAAUGACAUGAGUAAGAUCAGUAAAAAAGAAGUAAGUAUUUUGAUUUAAUGGAGAGAGACAAAA